Culex quinquefasciatus (southern house mosquito) is the source of this 1819-nucleotide messenger RNA. RefSeq lists its product as uncharacterized. The record is from RefSeq and is a predicted model, not a curated record. The transcript is spliced from 4 exons. The coding region runs from base 41 to 1819 and encodes 592 amino acids. Lineage: Eukaryota; Metazoa; Arthropoda; Insecta; Diptera; Culicidae.
CGAGUGGAUUCCCGGCACGGUGUCCGGUGGACUUCCUCCGAUGGCCUUGUCGGUGGGUCGUGAACCCGAAGGAACGCCAAUUUACGUUGGUCGUGCGGACUACAACGGGUGCACGUUCCCGGUGAAGAUUGUACCGGAAAAACAAUCCGCCCAUAUGACGGUCGAUGGAGUGAAUAUUUUCGUGCGUGAUUUUGAGAUUUUGUGUGGUUCUGGUUUUCGAUGGAUUCGAAGCGCCAAAGGUCACAUUCCUAGCAAUGCUGUAUCGUGUCAGAAGUCAUCGGAGGAGACCGCGCUGUAUGUUGGCCGUGCACAUCAUGGGGAAGGACUGAUUCCGGGCAGGAUUGAUACAGCUGUAGGAUGUUUGUUUAUCUCUACUGAAGAAGGAGAGAUGAGCUACAUUUCGUACGAUGUUUUAGUUCAUGAUCAUCAGUCAAUAGUUGGUUCGCAACGAAUUGAUGAUCGAGGUCAGUGGGUACAGGCAGCUUGUUACGGACCUGUUCCUGCCGGUGCUGUCCGAGCCGGUCAUGAUAGUGACGGAACGGAGAUUUACGUGGGACGCGUGAAUCACGAGGGGAACACGAUUCCGGCGAAAAUUAUUCCGGAAAAGAAAAUGGCUCAUACACAGCACAAUGGGCAGGAAAUUGGCAAGUCACACUAUGAAGCGUUGUGCAGUGCUCAAGUAUCGUGGGUUCCGUUUCUGGGAAGAAUUCCAAAAGAAGCUGUAAGCUGUGGACGGUUGAAGAAUGGAGAGCAGGUAUUCAUCGGUAGAGGAAGCUUUAUGGGAAGUUUGACGCCAGGGAAAGUUUUACAGUCUUCGAAGAUUCUGCACAUCCCUUUCGGAUGGAAUGAGGUGGAAAUUGACGAGUUUGAAAUUUUAAUCUACAAUCGUAACAAAGGGAAUGAUCAGCUCAAUGAAGAGUUAUCUGUUAAAAAAUUAACCUGGCUACCGCGUAAAAACUAUCAAGACCCACCAGAAGGAGCCGUUCUGGCCGGGUACGACAGUGACCGGUCGCCGAUCUACGUGGGACGGGUGAUGUACGAAGGGAACCAACUUCCGGCCAAGGUGAUACCCCGCAAGCAGCUCUGCCACAGCCAGUACAAUGGCGAAGAGAUCGAAAUGAUUUCGUACGAGGCCCUUUGCCACGGGAAUGUUGAGUGGGUAAGAUUCCGAGGAACCAUUCCAGCGAAUGCCGUGGUGUGUGGGCGGUUGAUUUCCGGUGAAGUUGUUCACAUAGGCAGAGGUAGCCACUUGGGCAGUUUGACGCCGGGACGGGUACUGUCCGGCGAGAAGGUUCUGUACAUACCGUUUGGUUGGAAGGAAAUUUGCAUCACCGAUUUCGAGAUAUUGAUUGAUAAUGACUUUAAAGUUUUGAACAAGAAUCUAAAUUGGAUCCACACAAAACGAGAACAACCAGCCCCGAAGGGAGCCAUCCUUGCCGGGCAGGACUUUAACGGGUGUCCAAUCUACGUUGGACGUGUCCAGCACGAUGGCAAUCGCUUUGUGGGCAAAGUCAUUCCCAGCAGACAGAUCUGCGAUACGACCGAUGAAGCGGGCAACGUAAUUCCCAAACUAUCGUACGAGGCACUGUGCGAUGCGCAGGUCGGGUGGGUGAAGUUUGAGGGAUCGAUUCCAACGGAAGCCGUAGAGUGUGGCCGGGAUCGGCACGGCGGGAAGGUUUUCGUCGGAAGGUGCCACUGUCGGGCGGAGAUUAUUCCGGGGACGGUACUGGAGGCGGAGAAGAAGUUGCGGUUUGUCGAGGGGCCGGAGAUGAAAGUGGAAGCGGAGUUUGAGAUUCUUGUUUAUAGUUGUGGGAAUUAG